Molecule: messenger RNA, 6784 nt
Organism: Oreochromis aureus
Lineage: Eukaryota; Metazoa; Chordata; Actinopteri; Cichliformes; Cichlidae
Gene: adgrl1a
Product: adhesion G protein-coupled receptor L1a
Exons: 25
Coding region: 702-5264 (1520 amino acids)
Biological process (GO): heterophilic cell-cell adhesion; cell surface receptor signaling pathway; adenylate cyclase-activating G protein-coupled receptor signaling pathway
Cellular component (GO): axon; presynaptic membrane; postsynaptic density
Molecular function (GO): latrotoxin receptor activity; carbohydrate binding; G protein-coupled receptor activity
Source: RefSeq, a predicted model, not a curated record
UACACUGUAGAGCUGCACGAAGUCAAGGAGUCGACAGUUCGGGGGGGGGAAGCGUGUAACAGAAACACAUCAGGCAUUCAAGAGUCUGAUCUGUAUUACGCAGACGUUUUGCGACGGUGGCACAUUUGCUCAAAUGCUCACCACCAAGCCAGCGGCGGACGGACAACAGAAUUACAACUUAAAUUUUCUUAAUAAUCAACUAUAGUUUAACAUUUCCGUCACCUUCAUCGUUAAAGUGUUCCGCACGCUCUAAUUUUAAUUUUCUACCAGGAUGGUGUCGUCGCCGUUAUUUAUUUUGAUGCCCACACGGGCGCAUUUUCGUGAGAAUCUGUUUUGUCCGUGAGGAUUUUCCCUCCACUGGCUUUAUCAUAUUUUUUAGUCGGGUGGAUUUUUCCCCCCCUGUCUCCCGUCUUUAAGAUAGCAGGCUAUUAAUUUUUAAUUCUUAUGCAUCCGCACGAAGACGGCACCAGAGAGGAGAAAAAACGAGUGAUAACCAGAGGGGAAGAAAAGGAGAAGGAGGCAAGUGAGGAGAGAAACGAGAAUGAAUGAGACACACUGAGAAAACAAGGAGAAGGAGAUUGGAGGAAUCAAGGUUCACCCUCAAGGUGGGUGUAAGCUGAGGAAGUGCCCCCCAACUCACCUGUGCCUGCUGACCACCUCUGACCACCUAGACCAGUUCCUUACACUUCUCGGCCUCAAGCAUGGCUCUUGCAGUCUGGAUCGUCUUCACUUGUGCUGUGGCUUCCAGCAACAUUGCUCCAUCCUCACAGGCUCUGAGCCGGUCAAUGAUGCCCUUCGGUUUGAUGCGCCGGGAGCUGGCGUGUGAAGGCUACCCGAUCGAGCUGCGUUGCCCUGGAAGUGAUGUCAUCAUGAUUGAGACGGCUAACUAUGGCCGCACCGAUGACAAAAUCUGUGACGCAGACCCCUUUCAGAUGGAGAAUGUGCAGUGCUACCUGCCCGACGCCUUCAAGAUAAUGUCACAGAGGUGUAAUAAUCGUACUCAGUGUGUGGUGGUUGCGGGGUCAGACGUGUUCCCAGACCCCUGCCCAGGGACCUACAAGUACUUGGAGAUCCAGUAUGAGUGUGUCCCCUACAUAUUUGUGUGUCCGGGGACACUGCUGCGGGUGCAGGUGCCCAGCUCUCAGCAGGAGGCAGAGCAUCAGGCGGGGGCAUGGUGUAAGGACCCACUACAGUCAGGGGACCGUCUGUACGUCAUGCCCUGGACCCCCUAUCGCACCGACAUGCUGUAUGAGUAUGCCUCCUGGGAAGACUUCAAACAGAGCCGAGCCACCACCACCUACAAGUUACCCAACAGAGUUGACGGCACGGGGUUUGUUGUGUACGACGGGGCAGUGUUUUACAACAAAGAACGCACACGAAACAUAGUCAAGUAUGACCUACGUACGCGCAUCAAGAGUGGAGAGGCGAUUGUCACAAACGCCAACUAUCAUGACACUUCACCUUACCGCUGGGGAGGGAAGUCAGACAUUGACCUGGCCGUGGAUGAGAAUGGCCUGUGGGUUAUUUACGCCACUGAAUCCAACAACGGACGACUGGUGGUCAGCCAGGUGAACCCUUACACACUGCGCUUUGAAGGCACCUGGGAGACCGGCUUUGACAAGAGGAUGGCGUCCAACGCCUUCAUGGCUUGUGGAGUGCUUUAUGCAGUGCGAUCAGUCUACCAGGACGAUGACAGUGAAGCAGGGGGUGACCUGGUGACGUAUGCCUACAAUACCAACCGUGCUCGAGAGGAACCUGUCCACAUUGCUUUUCCCAAUCCCUAUCAGUAUAUUUCCUCUGUGGACUAUAAUCCUCGAGACAACCAGCUUUAUGUCUGGAACAACUAUAACGUGCUGCGCUACCCGCUGGAGUUUGGACCACCAGAUCCUACCACUGGCCCUCUGACCACCACUCAAGUGACCACCACUCUUCCAGCAAGGCCGUUCACCUCCAGUGCGAGCCCCUCUACUGCCCGCCCGCUGGCCCCCACCUCGCGCCCAAUCGGUUCCAUCAACAAGAAUCCUGAUCUUCGACCAAUCACUGCUACUGUGCCUGUCACCCGCCGGCCACCUCACCCUCCUCAAGGCUCAGAGCCACAAUUUUGCGAGACGAAGCUCGUCCGCGGUGUCCAGUGGCCAACAACACAGCGAGGAGAAACAGUGGACCGUCCAUGUCCUAAAGGAUCUUUAGGCAUUGCUUCAUUCCAGUGUUUGGCGGAUCAGGUCAUGUGGAACCCACGGGGUCCUGACCUUAGUAACUGCACCUCCCCCUGGGUCAACCAGGUAGCCCAGAAGAUAAAGAGUGGGGAAAAUGCUGCCAACAUAGCUAGCGAGCUGGUGAACCACACUCGGGGUCGGAUCCAGGCUGGAGACGUUAGCUCUUCUGUCCGACUGAUUGAGCAGCUGCUGGAUAUACUGGAUGCCCAGCUUCAGACCCUGAGGCCUGGAAACAAGGAACCAGCUGGAAGAAACUACAACAAGCUUCAGAAGAGAGAGCGGACCUGUAAGGCAUACAUCCAGGCGGUGGUGCAAACAGUGGACAAUUUGCUCCGUCCUGAAGCUUUGGAGUCAUGGCAGGACAUGAACAGCACAGAGCAGUCUCACACUGCCACCAUGCUACUGGACGUCCUGGAAAAAGGAGCCUUCCUGCUGGCCAACAACAUGUACGGGAAAAACUUUACAGACCGAGCGCCCAGCAUUGAUCUCCAGGUGCACGUUGUAAACACAGAGAUGGACAUGCAGGACUUGUCCUUCCCGCAAAAUUACGCCAGUGACAGCACCAUCCAGCUCUCAGCCUCUACUAUCAAACAGUACAGCCGCAACGGACAAGUCAAGGUGGUAUUCAUUCUGUAUAAAAAUUUGGGAUCCUUUCUUUCCACUGAGAACGCCACUGUGAAGAUGGAAAUGGAAGGACCAAACCACGAUAAGAAGCGCCUGGUGGUCAACUCUCAUGUGAUUGCUGCUUCCAUCAACAAAGAGUCCAGCAGAGUGUUUCUCACUCAACCAGUGAUUUUCACGCUUAAACAUCUAAAGUCGCACAAUUACAACACUCCAAAUUGUUCUUUUUGGAACUACUCCGAGCGCUCCAUGACUGGCCAGUGGUCAUCGCAGGGCUGCAGGCUACUGGACACUAACAACACACACACCACCUGCUCUUGCAGCCACCUCACCAACUUUGCGGUGCUCAUGGCUCACCACGAGCCCGACGGACAGAUGCACGAGCUGAUCCUUUUUGUGAUCACCUGGGUGGGGAUUGUCAUCUCCCUGGUGUGUCUAGCCAUCUGCAUCUCCACUUUCUGCUUCCUGCGGGGGCUCCAGACUGACCGCAACACCAUCCACAAAAAUCUCUGCAUCAACCUCUUCAUCGCAGAGCUGCUCUUCCUCAUCGGCAUCGACAAGACCGAGAACCAUAUUGCCUGUCCCAUCUUUGCUGGCCUUCUGCAUUUCUUCUUCUUGGCUGCCUUCUCCUGGAUGUGUCUGGAGGGUGUGCAGCUCUAUCUCAUGCUGGUGGAGGUCUUUGAGAGCGAGUACUCACGCAAAAAGUACUACUAUCUGUGCGGCUACUGCUUCCCCGCACUGGUGGUGGGCAUCUCUGCAGCCAUAGACUACAGGAGCUAUGGGACCAAGAAAGCAUGCUGGCUGCGAGUGGAUAACUACUUCAUCUGGAGCUUCAUUGGACCUGUUUCAUUUGUUAUUAUGCUCAACCUCAUUUUCCUCAUGAUCACUUUGCACAAGAUGAUACGCAACUCUUCGGCACUUAAACCUGACUCCAGCCGCCUGGAUAAUAUCAAGUCCUGGGCACUGGGGGCCAUCACUCUGCUCUUCCUACUUGGCUUGACAUGGGCCUUUGGCCUCCUCUUCAUUAACGAGAAUACAGUCAUCAUGGCCUACCUUUUCAGCACCUUCAAUGCCUUCCAGGGCAUGUUCAUCUUUAUCUUCCACUGUGCCCUGCAGAAGAAGGUCCAUAAGGAGUACAGUAAAUGUCUGCGUCACUCCUAUUGCUGCAGCCGCACCUCUACCAACAGCUCCCACGGUUCGUUGAAGAACUCGGGCCUCCGUGCCAACAACCGCUACUACAGUGGCAGCCAAGCUCGCCAUGCAGCAGCCCACAGACAGAGUCGGAUCCGCAGGAUGUGGAACGACACGGUUCGGAAGCAGACGGAAUCUUCUUUCAUGGCGGGAGAUAUCAACAGCACCCCGACACUCAACCGUGCAACCAUGGGGAACCACCUUCUGACAAACCCAGUGUUACAGACUCGCUCUGGUACCUCUCCUUACAACACUCUGCUGGCUGAAAGCUUCACCCCGCCCUCACCUGGUGUCUUCAACUCUACUGGAACCUUUCGUGACCCAAAGACUGCAUUAUCUAAGCCCCGUGACCCGUGUGGAAUGGAAACCCUGCCCUUGAACGGUAACUUCAACAACAGCUACUCCCUGCGUGGUGGCCCAGCAGGUGGAGGUGGGGGCAGCUGUGACUUCCUAAGUGGUGGGAGUGGAGAAACUCCCCCACCCAUCUUUAAUCCCCGCAGCUCAGAAGCUCUGGGAGGCGGAGGCGUCAGAAGAAACCUCUCUGAUGCUGCGGCCUUCGAGAAAAUGAUCAUCUCCGAGCUUGUGCACAACAACUUGAGAGGUGGUGUUGGAGGAGGAAGUGGAGGAGGUGGAGGUGAAGUAGGGGACAGAGUGUAUGGCAGCCUGGCCAGAGGACAUCCUCACGGUGGAGUUGGUCGGGGAACAGCAGCUGGGCCAGACCAAUCUGCGAGUAUGGAUGAAGAGGAGGACUUUAUGAGAGAGGGGCGGCAGCGUACGCCACAGGAUGUAGAGCUGCUGUAUAAAGCUCUGGAGGAGCCCCUGCUGUUACAGCGUGCCCAGUCAGUCCUUUACCAGAGCGAUCCAGAGGAGUCGGAGAGCUACACGGCCGACCUCACAGAGAGCCUGGGCCACAGUGGCCAAAGUGCUGGUGGGCAGGGAGGCAACAGAGCGCCUGAUUCUCCUGCCCAUGACUCCCUGUACACCAGCAUCACCAACCUGCGAGACUCACCCUACCCUGACAGCAGUCCUGAGCCCCUGGAGGUGGUGCCCCGCUCAGCUCAGCCCCCGGAGGAGCUGUACUACAGCUCCGGGAGGCCUGCCCUGGGCUCUCGUGGGGCCCCAAUGCAGACCUUCUACCAAGCCCCACCCCGGAGACCAAGUGGGGAGGGACACCAGGCCCAAGAGCCUGUCCACAAUGAGGGUGAUGGACAGAUGCAGCUGGUCACCAGCCUGUGACUGGAGGUUAAAGAGGAAGUUGGGGACUAAUGUGAUGGCCAGAGCCUCCUCCUAGCCCAUCUCUCUCUCGGGUCUCUCCACUUUCUGCUUGUUUGGUUGCCUUUCUUUGUCUUGACUUUUAUUUAACUAACAUAUGAGCAAACAAAUUGACUUUCUGGGGGAUACAUGGCUGACUCUGCAGAUGAAGGCUUUAUCUUCAACCCUCCCCAGUCUUAUGGAGAUGAGGGAUGGGUGUUUUUCCACAGAGUGUUCAUCGGCUCUGUCUAACCCCAGUCGUCCCCAGUUCUUCUGGUACCCUAAGGCCAAGUCCAGCACUCUGAAUGUACCAACCCACCCCCUUUACCUUUUGGAUUUUUCAAAACUUUAGAAACUUUGUUAAAGCUUUUUUCUUUUUAAAUGUAAUUUCUCUUCGAGCCUGCCUCCGGAGAUGGCGAUAUCAUUUUAUAUUUUAUCUCAUUUCCCUUUCUUACCAUCCAUAGGUCUUUUUCAAGUCAUCAUUUGAUAGGAGUAGUUAGCUGUGGAGACAGGGAAUACAGUACACUAUUAUAAUCUAAAAUAUGUCACACAGAAAGCUCUUCAUUGUUGCCAAAAAUAUCUUUUAUUGAGCCAGAACAGAAACUAGAACAUUCACAAGGCAAACUCACGCACACAUAUAUACUUUCACCCAUCUACAAGUGCUCAUUACUGAACAUCAAAAGUAAAAACAGUACCCCGUCUAAGUAAAAGGGAGCAAGAGCUUUUGUUCCAAGCAGGCAGGGGGAGCUGAUUUAGGGUAACUGCCUUCAUUUUUGCGUGCUGUGAAUUGACAGCUCUGUACAGCGGCGGAGUAGAGGUGAAGACAGAGACUGAGGAGGCACUGCACCACCCCUCCAGAACAGGAGAGCCUGCACCCUUAAGACUGGCCAAUCCUCUCCACUGUUCUCUUCGGUCGUUUGCUUUAGGCAUUUUGGAAAGUUAAAUGACUGUCUUGCUGUUGUUUUGAACAGAGUAUUCAAUUUGUUGACUCGGUCUACAUCCUCGAGGGGCUGCGAGUGCGGAUUGGUAUUGCCCCCCAUCCCCUUGUACUUUGCUGUUAGAGCCUAGCCAGUUGAAGUGGACUGGAUCCCUGUGCGGUGCUGUGACAAGCAAGACUGUAAAUGUCACAAUCGCACUGGCCGACCAAUUGGUAUGACCGUGUACAUAGGAACAACACAUGAAUCUACUUUAUUCCUACUAUGUAAAUAGAGACACCAGAUGAUCAAAAGCAACAAAAAGUAAUAAAUACUAUGAGAAAUGACUUCUUGUACUGCAACAAACUGACAAAAGAAAAAAAAAUAAAAUGUUUUGGAGUUUGUGACCUGAAUGAUACACUCUAUCUCUCUCCCCCAUUGCUUGAUCUCUCACUCUCUCACCGUUCUGUGGCCCAGUAGUGUUUCACUUAGUGAAAUUCCCUAGUGAUCAAAAGGCAGCGGUAGAGAGAGAGAGAGAUUAAGAUGUGUAAUAGGUUUUAUUUAUACAAAUGAAAAAUGGAACAAAAAAGA